AUGGAGAUGCUUCAGGCUGUCGAGCCCGCUGGCCGGAAACUGGCCACCAAGGAGUCGCCCUUUCUGCGCUUACCGGCGGAGCUGCGCCUGAUGAUCUACGAAUAUGCCCUGGCCAUCCCCAACGACUACAUGGACCGGCCCUUGAUCGUGGUCGACGACCGCGGAAAAACGUUCACGGCGCGAGGACGAUAUCGCGCGCUCUGCAUGUGCCCCAGCUGGGUGGGCGAGAACGGCCGCGUCCGCAACAUGCUGUCGGUCAAUCGCCAGCUGCACGACGAAGUCGAGGACUUUGUCUAUUCGCACAACACGCUCUUCUUCCGCAACUCGUUCGACCUCGACCGCGUCGGCGCUUUCCUCGACACCCUCAGCGCCACCGCCCGCAAUCGCAUCCGCAGCGUGGGAUUCGAGGUCUUCUUCUUCGUCCAUUCGCAGACGGGGGUCCCCAAGCGGACCUUGAAAGAGUACGAGCGCGCAGGUCGCAUGUUGUCGGAGAAGCUGCCCAACUGGACGACGGUCCUCCUGUACCUGGACCCUCGAUUCUACUUCCCGUCAGCGGCCGUGGGAGGCCGUGAACUGUCGGCUCGCGGCGUCUGGUACCUGGCCACGGUUUUCGGGAAGAUGCGAAAAGAACUUCAGUUUCUUGCGCUGCCAUCGAUCCAUCGACACGUUAUCAGCGAAGCGCAGCGCAUGCUGCAGAUGGGGAGACGAAACUCCCAAGAAAAGUCUUGUCUUUAG
This is a messenger RNA of Aspergillus steynii IBT 23096, 735 nucleotides long. RefSeq lists its product as uncharacterized. Bases 1 to 735 code for a protein of 244 amino acids. The record is from RefSeq and is a predicted model, not a curated record. NCBI's taxonomy places the organism in Eukaryota, Fungi, Ascomycota, Eurotiomycetes, Eurotiales, Aspergillaceae. The transcript has a single exon.